GUGUGUUAUGGAAGUAGGGCGAAAGUAGUCUAACUCUUCAAAACAUGGCGGUUGUAGGCGCUGUAUGCAACUUCAGAAGAUGUUCCACAUUUUCUUUGAAAUCUCUUACUUGUGCACGGUUCUUUGGGAGUGGAACCAACCCCUUAUAUCAGAAUGGUCCUCCCCAAGCUAAAUUCUUCCCUGCAUCGGAAGGAGCGAUGCUGCUCCCUGGAACCUUCAAAAACAAAGUAGCCUUCAUCACGGGCGGAGGCACUGGGCUUGGGAAGGGCAUGACAACCACUCUUUCUACACUGGGUGCUGAGUGUGUUAUAGCAAGCAGAAAGCUUGAUGUCUUGAAACAGACUGCAGAGGAAAUCUCACAAAAAACUGGAAAUAAGGUUCACGCCAUACAGUGUGACGUGAGAGACCCAGCCUCCGUGGAGGCUGCUGUCAGUCAACUCAUUAAUGACAUAGGUCUCCCUGAUGUGGUGAUCAACAACGCUGCUGGAAACUUUAUUUCACCUUCAGAGAAACUCUCUGCCAAUGCAUGGAGGACUAUAACAGACAUAGUGCUCAAUGGCACCGCCUACGUGACCCUUGAGAUCGGCAAACGUCUCAUUAAAGCUGAAAAAGGUGCAGCAUUUUUGGCCAUCACAACAAUCUACGCAGAGAGCGGCUCAGGCUUUGUGGUGCCCAGUGCAAGUGCCAAAGCAGGAGUGGAGGCAUUGUGCAAGUCUCUUGCAGCUGAGUGGGGAAGAUACGGCAUGAGAUUCAACAUCAUUCAGCCUGGGCCAAUCAGGACAAAGGGUGCCUUUAGCCGGCUGGAUCCCACAGGUAUGUUUGAGAAGUCAAUGAUUGGCAGAAUACCCACCGGUCGACUGGGCACGCCCGAAGAGAUCGCCAACCUUGCUGCUUACCUCUGCAGUGACUAUGCCAGCUGGGUGUCAGGAGCGGUUAUCCGAAUGGAUGGUGGUGAAUAUGUGUCCAUGGCUGGGGAGUUCAAUGAGCUGAAGAGGGUCACUAAGGAACAGUGGGCUAUGCUGGAGGCCAUGAUUCGGAGCACUAAAGGAUCCUAAGUGAAGUCCAUUCUGAGCGCUGAGUUUGUCGCUCCACACUAGAAUUAAAGACAUCACCUGCCACAUUUUGGUGCCUAUAUAAAUGUCUCUACAGGAGUGAAUGUAUAGUUGUAUUGUUGAAAUAUGGGCAUUUCGUUAACAUGAAAUGGCUUUUUAGCCAUCCACAUGCCUCUUUAAUCAGAGAUGUUGAUAUCUGUUUACCUGUGGGGAUCUCUGAGAACAGUAAAUGCCUGCCUUCUUACAGCAAAUCUCCCCUUUCUCACAGUGACUACAAAAGAUGUCUGAAAGCUUUUGUCUGUUAACACGUUUAACUUUUGUAUCUUUUCAGAAUCCCAUUAAUGAUAAUUGUAAUUAUAAUAAGCGGGGUUGUGUUGUUUUAGGAGGGUCAAUAAACAUUUUCAUAAAUCAUGCAGGCAUCAGACUUUCAUUUGUCACAUUUAUGCAUUAUGCCAUCAUUUUAUCCCGCU
Messenger RNA from Chanos chanos (milkfish), 1522 nucleotides. It is a transcript of the gene decr1, whose product is annotated as 2,4-dienoyl CoA reductase 1, mitochondrial. Gene Ontology annotation, biological process: fatty acid beta-oxidation. Bases 45 to 1055 code for a protein of 336 amino acids. The transcript has 10 exons. Lineage: Eukaryota; Metazoa; Chordata; Actinopteri; Gonorynchiformes; Chanidae. Gene Ontology annotation, molecular function: 2,4-dienoyl-CoA reductase (NADPH) activity. Gene Ontology annotation, cellular component: mitochondrion. The record is from RefSeq and is a predicted model, not a curated record.